AAAGUACCUUGCGGUUACUUUUCAAGAGGAGGAACUCACUUUGUCCUCUUGAAGAAACAACCAAUCAGUUACGGAGACAAUAGAACCAGAAGUGAUCGUAGUUCGAUAAUAACUAGAAGUCUCGAUGUCCGGUGGCCCAUGCCUCAACUGUCACUCACGCCAGAAUAUGUUCAAACAUAUCCCGAGAGGCCAGUUAUGGCGAUUUUAGAAUUUCCCGAAGUCGUUUGUCCUCCUGUUAGUGACAGUCCGGCUAGUGCAAUACCCGAAUUUUGGCUCGAACUUCACUACUGCGGCCAUUCUUUGUUAAACUGUGAUAAUAUAAAUCAGAGUUUUAAUCAAUCGCGUGUACAGGUCUUAUACUCCGAACAAGUACGCGGUUUUCCAGGACGUCGAGUUCUUACACUGAGAUGUGAGCUUUUUGGACUUGCAGGGCAUUAUUCUCUGUUAUUACGGCCGACUGCACCCAUACCGACUUUACCUCAUACGGCCGCAUACGUUAAGGCAGAUUGGAGCGAACAAUUUGUGUUCAACGUUCACGCUCGUAGCAUCUUUCCAUGCGAAGUGCACGGUGGAGGCAUUACCGUACUAUUUCAAUAUCCAUCGUGUAUUUUGGCGUCAGGUGAUCGAGUUAGACUGUUUGCUAGAUUAAGAGCAAACGUGGCAUCAUUGACUCCACCGACAUCCUUAGAAUACGUAGCCGAGCAGCGAAUCUCAAGAGGACAGCACAGUUUACACUUUGAUUGCGAUUUGUUUACCGAGAAGUACGUCGAAUACUGUUUUGUGUAUGUAAGUCAAGCCAUCACAGGAGCUGUAGCUGAUGUGAGAAUGGACUGUGUGCCUACUCUUCCCGUAUCAGAGUCGGAAACCGGUGGUUGGGGUCCAUGGAGUUCUUGGACACCUUGUUCGAGUACUUGUGCUGGGGGAUCAAGAAACCGUUAUCGUUUUUGUGAUUCGCCGCCACCUCGAUAUGGGGCCAAGUUUUGUGAGGGGCCACGAGUUCAAACCGAAAAGUGUGGAUUCGACACAGCUAACAGUUGGGAAUGUAUAUACGGAUCAUCUUUACCAAACGAAAUAGUCGCAAACUUACCCGAGGUUCAAGCGGAAAUGAGCCCAUUCUGCAGAUGUGGUUGUGUAGUACAUUUGGGGACAACUAAACCUUACAGAAUAAUCGCGGCAUCGUCCCAGAGUUGCCCUGGGCGCACAUUUUGGUUGAUUGAGGCAGAUGAAGCGCACAUGAUCCAGUUUCGCGUUGAACAGUUCCGACUACCGUGCACAUCUCAGUGGUUAAAGAUACGGGAUGGAAGCUCUCUUUCCGCCAUUUUGCUGGCAGAUAUCUCUGGAGGAUCUGACAUAGAUACGCCAAUAAUUAAUUCCUCCGGUUCCAAUCUACUUUUGGAGUUCUAUUCAAACGAGGACGAAUCUUCGAGUCACUUAUGUAAUGGGGCAUUUGUAGUUAAAGCCAUGCAAUUGGGACCCAUUAGAAAUAAUGCGAGUGGUAUAGCAAAUGCGCAAGGUAUUGGAAUCUUACCUUCCGUCGCGUUAAAGCUUACAGCGGUACAUAUAGCGGCAAUUUUUUUUCUAAGUGGCCUUUCAGUAGCAACAGCUUUAUUAGGAGCUCAAUAUCUGUGCCGAUACAGAAAAUAUCACAUAGCCCAUGCUGAUGACCAAGAUUCGUUAGCGGACCCCACAGUGUCAUGUGUAAGUUUACCCGUUAGAACGCGGGCGUCAUCCAGCACUACUUUGUUAUCAGAAGUAAUAUCUCUAACCAGGUUGAAGCCAUUGAAAUCUCGCAAUAAACACAACCUCCUUAGAGAAUCCAUGGAUUGCGAACAAAGCGAAGAAUUACAAGUAACACUGGCAAAAGCGGAAGACACAUUCAGUGUUAGUAGCACCGUUACCAUGACACAACAAGACACUAGUACAACUGGAGUGAUGCAAGCGAGUGAAACGGAAGAUUUAAGUACGUGUAGUUUACCCAAUUCGCCUCAAUGUCAUCAAGAAUACAUGCGGCGAUCUUCAGUACAGUCAGAUAAAGACGUAUCUGCAGAGAAAGAAGACAAAAAAUCUUUAGCUCCCAGAAGAUUCAGUAACGGCAGCACGGCUACCCUAACAAAUGGAAACUACUCUCCAGCUUUAAGCAUGGUUAGUAAGGCGACAAUACGUCCAACAACUGAGAAGGAGAGCAAGGACAAAAGAAACAGGGAGAAACUGUUGGCAGGACCACUAGGUUCCGAGUUUUCUAUAGCGGCGCCUGACAUCGAUUUAGAAAUGGAUUACUAUGACUACAAUGUGAUAAAUGCGGGAGCGGCACCUGGUUCCUACCUAGGUAUGGAUCCAGCCUUUUUAGUAUGGAUUCCUCCUCUCGAUGAAGAUGGGGAGAUUUUGCAAGAUAUAGAUGAUAUGGUAACACCGUAUGCGGAUGUAAAGCCAGACGAAUAUAUCGAAGCCGGCAGCAACAAGGAGUGCGCCGAAGAGGAAUGUUUGUUACCUAAGCGUAAGAGAUCACUAAGCGAUAGUGGCACUAAACCUCAUUCACUUAUCAGUAAAGAUAAGAAAGUUCACCCAGCUUUGGACUGUAAUAAAGCAGAUGAGUUUGAUACAAAAAAAUUUUUGAUAGUGAAGGGUGAUCAGGAUACCACGUUUGAUAUAUCAAAACGUAAAUUGGUUAAGAGUCUACCAGAGGUGGGUGAUAACACGGAGAAAGAGACCAAAGUAGAGAAAUCACCAAUAGAUAAUGAUAGCUUAGAUGAAAUUAAGUUUGCUGACGACGAAGACGAUGAAAUGACUGAACACGAGUGCAAUAUUCAAAAAUCAUAUCAAGACUCAAAUGUUUUAUCUUCCAGUUAAAGUAUAUUUAUCACUUUUUUUAAACAGCUUGUAUAGUUGUUAUGUAAUAUCAAUGAUCUAUGACUUUGUUAUGGUACAAUUUAGCAAUCAAAUAUCAAACAAAUGAGACUGUUUAAGAGGCAUUACUACCUACUAGUUAAAAGCAGAUCAAAAUAGCUCAGGAUGAGCAGUUUUAGGAGAUUAAUAGAUUAGAUUUAUUUUUGCAAACGAUGUUAAAACCGUGGUAAUCAAUCUAUUUGUUGAUUUUAAUAACACGCGAUUUCCUACAUGGUAUUUUAUUGGAUUCGUUACCUUAACUAAUUUAGAUAAGGCUUGAUCUUAAAGUUAUCAAUUAUUGAAUGUACAGUACAUGCUUAUCUUUGUUAAAGUAGAGGAAAAGUGACGAAUGUCGGGAUUAUAGGCCCUUAAGAUACAAGAAGAAAUGCGUUUUUGAUGGAACCAGCGUCUUUUAAAUUUUGUAAUAUAGGCAACUGGCAGUGAACAAUUUGUUUUAUGUUCUGUUUGUGAUAGCACACAUCCGUCAAACAAUUUUCUUGGGGAUAAGAUGCUACAAACAAAGGUUACGCACCUUCUAAGUAUAAUCAAAAGCACUUUUGUACAAAGGAUUUUUAAUUCACAGAUUUUUUACAAAAAAAAUUAAAUGAUAUGUAUCUAUGGCCAUAUUUAUGUUAUCAUUUGGAAGAUGUAAAUUGUAAAAAAAAUGUGUAAAGGUAAUAAAAGCAUAGGAGC
Molecule: messenger RNA, 3576 nt
Organism: Photinus pyralis (common eastern firefly)
Lineage: Eukaryota; Metazoa; Arthropoda; Insecta; Coleoptera; Lampyridae
Exons: 10
Coding region: 139-2847 (902 amino acids)
Cellular component (GO): cell periphery
Source: RefSeq, a predicted model, not a curated record